UUGUUUUGCCGCUUUUUUAUAUUUGAUUUAGAAGCUGUUCUUCAGGUAACCGAAAUACCAGAACCAUUUGAGUUGCACAUAGAAAAUAAUAUAAAGGGAAAUGAGCAGAAAUCAGUGGUUGAACUUACGCUGGAUCCAUUUCAACUAAAAAAGACUUAUGGUUUCGAGAAUAAAAUUAUCGCUCAAAAUGGAAGAUUCAGUGUUUUUGAAUCAGUUAUAAAACAUCCUUUAAAGAAGUUGCAAAUUGCAUUACUUCGACCGAAUCCAAAUAAAUACAUUCUUUCAAUACAACCAGAUGUUGAUAGACAUAUGCAGGAAACGGUGGCAAUGAUUACGUGCCAUUCAAUUGAAAAUGGCUGCUACUGGGAAGGAAGUUUCUCAGAUCGAGCACUGGAAAGACCUCUGAAAGCCAAAUUAAUUUAUAAAAAAGAUGAAACGAACGCACAAAAUUAUAGAAUGCAUAUACAAACUGAAUUUGACUAUAGUGGUCAACCAGAAAGAUUGUUUUCCAAUUCAUUGCAUGUUUAUUAUGGUAUUGUACCAGCAAAAUAUCGUAAACGAAGUAUAUCAUCUCGAAAAAGAUAUGGUGAUAUACGAUUCCUGGCUGAACUAAAGAGUACUCAUUUAGCAAGUUCCCUUGAUACUCGUGCAUGGAUAAAAAUUGACCGACGGAUUGUUGGAAAAACAGCGAUUCCAAUACAUACUUCAUUGGGCUUAAGCAUUAAUAAUGCUAAACAAAUUCCUCGAUCGGUGGAAUACUCACUUGAAACAAAAACAGAUACAGUGAAAUUCAUGGAAGCUCAGCUAAAAUUAGCAGACUCUUCAUGGAAAACUAGAAUUGAAAAGAAUAGCAAUAAACCGUAUGCUCUACAAUUUUAUGAGAAUAAUAAACAACCGUCUUUUGUUGGAGAAUUCAAUUUUGGUAAGUAUGGAGCAGUUUUUGAAUUCCGUGAUGAAAAAUUACAUGAAGUCAAAGUUCAUCUUUCUGCUAAAAUGCCUAAUGAUUACGAGGCAAAAAUUGAUCUAUGGCAUAGUAAUGAGAAAAGAAAAAUCCAAGAUGUUCUUCUAGCUCUUCAAGUAAAUGCAUAA
Messenger RNA from Thelazia callipaeda (thelaziosis nematode), 1089 nucleotides. Lineage: Eukaryota; Metazoa; Nematoda; Chromadorea; Rhabditida; Thelaziidae. The record is from the annotation of a GenBank genome assembly.